Messenger RNA from Echinops telfairi (small Madagascar hedgehog), 4496 nucleotides. It is a transcript of the gene CLVS2, whose product is annotated as clavesin 2. The coding region runs from base 632 to 1615 and encodes 327 amino acids. The transcript is spliced from 7 exons. Gene Ontology annotation, molecular function: phosphatidylinositol bisphosphate binding. The record is from RefSeq and is a predicted model, not a curated record. Lineage: Eukaryota; Metazoa; Chordata; Mammalia; Afrosoricida; Tenrecidae. Gene Ontology annotation, cellular component: membrane.
GCCGCUGUCGCCGAAGCCUCGGCUGAUGGAUGCCUGGGAGUGCCGCAUUGCUUAGCGUGCCCGCCUCCGGGUUUGCUGACGCGCUCUCCCCGCCCUGGAGCUCCGCGUGGAAGAGCCACCUUAUUAUUAAUCAGAAUUCCCAUCGCUAUCCCUGGCAGGCGCAUCCUUCCGUAGCGCCCGCCGAAGCAGCACAGAGCCGAGGCUGAGAUGUGCACGGGGGCUGUUGUUUCAUCUUGGAAGAGAAGAAAAGAGGAAGGCACCGAGAUCUGCACCACCAGUGCCUGGUAGGGUUAGGGGUGUUUUGUGGGCGAGGAAGGACAGGAAGUGGUGGGCUGCUCUGAAGCCCUUACCCCUAAGGGUAAAGGAAGAAAGAACCAAAGUGGGGCAUUCCUUGUUUUUUUUUAGGGGCAGGUGGGGGUGCAGUGGAAGAAGUUUAGAUCCCGCAUAGACAGUCUGUGGGAAACCAGGAGCAACAGGGUACUGGGUUGGACCUUCGGACAAAUCAUUUCCAGUGAAGGAGAGGAGAGAGGCACUAGUGAGGUGUGGGGGCCUGAGUGUGCCUGUGGAAGGAACAAGUUUGUUUGGGACAGUCAGCAAUAUAGCAAGGGAGGGCCGGGGAAGGAGCAGGACAAUGACUCAUCUGCAAGCUGGCCUCUCUCCUGAGACCCUGGAGAAAGCUCGCCUAGAACUCAAUGAGAACCCAGAUACGCUGCACCAGGACAUCCAGGAGGUGAGGGACAUGGUCAUCACCAGGCCGGAUAUUGGCUUUCUACGCACGGAUGAUGCCUUCAUCUUACGCUUCUUGCGGGCUAGGAAGUUUCAUCACUUUGAGGCCUUCCGCCUCCUGGCCCAGUACUUUGAGUACAGACAGCAGAAUCUGGACAUGUUCAAAAGCUUCAAGGCCACUGACCCUGGCAUCAAGCAAGCGCUGAAGGAUGGCUUCCCUGGGGGCCUGGCCAACCUGGAUCAUUAUGGCAGGAAGAUUCUAGUCCUUUUUGCUGCCAACUGGGAUCAGAGCAGGUACACACUGGUGGAUAUUUUGCGAGCCAUCUUACUUUCUUUAGAAGCCAUGAUUGAAGAUCCCGAGCUUCAAGUGAAUGGAUUUGUUUUGAUCAUAGACUGGAGUAACUUCACCUUCAAGCAAGCCUCCAAACUCACCCCAAGCAUGCUGCGAUUAGCUAUUGAAGGUCUUCAGGACAGCUUCCCAGCACGAUUUGGAGGGAUUCACUUUGUCAAUCAACCAUGGUAUAUCCAUGCCCUGUAUACUGUGAUUCGGCCCUUCCUGAAGGAGAAAGUUCGUAGAAGAAUAUUUUUGCAUGGUAACAACCUGAACAGUCUACACCAACUAAUUCAUCCUGAAAUCCUGCCCUCUGAGUUUGGAGGCAUGCUGCCCCCGUACGACAUGGGCACAUGGGCAAGGACACUGCUGGACCAUGAGUAUGAUGACGACAGUGAGUACAACGUGGAGUCCUAUAGCAUGCCUGUGACGGAAGUAGAAAAGGAACUCUCUCCCAAGUCCAUGAAGAGAUCCCAAUCAGUAGUGGAUCCGACAGUCCUAAAACGCAUGGAUAAAAAUGAGGAAGAAAACAUGCAACCUUUGCUCUCUCUGGACUGAUACUCCACACUUCCCGUGGAUUGAAAAUGGAAGGUACUCGUUUUCAUCAACAAGGACAGCACUGUGGAAGAUUUACCAGCUGGAAGCCUAUUUAUUCAUGUUAAUGUAGCAUACUAUAUCAUAAGGUGUCAGGCUUUCCCAAUUGCCUGGACCAUGGGUGCCCUGAGAUGGAUUAAAAAAAAGUCAAUAAUUUAUUCUGUUAAGUGCCAAGUUCUUUGUAAAUACAAUGUAAUCUUCAUGUGCAGUUUGUAAAUUUCGGUAGUAAUUUACUUUGGAAAAGAAUGGCUCAUGAACCCAUGCCAGUGGUAGGAGUGAUAAAAAAGCAACAGAAAAGACACAUAAAAGAUCAACGUGAAUUACUUGUAGCCCUGUUUCCUCUGAAGCCAUAAUUCUGCUACCAUAGUGAUCAUUUCAUCACUCUCCUCUCAAUCUCUGUCAGUAUUCAGAUGUUCUUCUAAUGGGCACAGGGAAUUAGAUGAUUAUAGGAAAUUAUUAUGAUAAAUGUAUUUCCUGUCUAGUGAUUCUUAUUUCACAGAAAAUGCGUCUGGUUGGCUAUCCCUUGCCUUGUAUUUUGGAGACAAGAAAGGACAAGAGGAGCUGGGAAAAUGACCACUUGAACUCUUCUAUGAUGUUUAAGGAGUCUUGUGAAAAGCUAUGUUCCCCAGUUAAGAUAUGGAAUUUUGAAAGAGAGUGAAUUAUUUCUUUCGGAAACUGGUAUAUUCACAAUGUGUCCUUUUUUCACGAUCCCCUUGUGUUGUUGUUUGAUGUACUUUAAGAAUUUGCCUCCCUAAAACUCUUCUACCCAGAGAAAGAGAAUUCAUUCAUGAGGGUAUUCUGACAGCUAAUUUUAAAUGUAAAUUUUGCCACUGCAGAUCAGAGACUGAUUUCUAAUUCCUGUGCACUGGUUAAAACAUAGCAAUUUACACACAUAUGCGUUUUCACUGCGCGUUAAUGAAUCCUUGAUGUAGCAGGUUAAUAAAAAUAAAUACUGCAUAUUCAGUUGUCUUAGAGACGUUACAGGUUCCCACACGAGACACUCACUCUGGAAAACCCACGUUCACUACGUUAAUGAAAAAGAUGUACAGAGAAACAGACUUUCACUGAACUUAUUGAAGGGCAUUCUACAAUUUGUAAUGCAACCUUGUAUCUGUUCCAGUUUAGUAAAAUUAUGUUUUCUCCAAAGAAGCAACAGAUCUCAAUGCAGAGUGACCAAGAGUUAAAUUGUCUUUUAGUUUAGAGUUUUUACCAAGUUAAAGUGAAUUUUCUAUUAUCCAAGUAAUCUGAUAUAAACACGUUUUCUUCCCAGAAAAAAACAACGAGGAAAUGGCAUUCAUGUGAUAUAAUGAGAGCAUCUGUGGAUAACUGAGAUAGCUUGUCAGGAUUGAAACCCAGAUGGGGAAUCCUGAUAGUGUUUAAACCUAUUACUUUAUAAAGGUCUUUAGGAAUAAGCAAAUUUUACUUCAAAUUUGAAACUGAUAUGAAAAGGCAAGAUUUUUACCACCUUUGAAGAGUGAUACAAUUUGAGAUAGAAAAGUUACUAUUAAAAUAUUCUUCACAAAGAAAAACAGCUCAAGGAACUGUUGGUAAAAUAGAUGUGAGGGUGUGUAGGAGCCUUUACACACUUUUUAGCCAAAAGCUUCAAAAUUUCAACUUCUAGUUCUACAGCCAAAAAUCUUAAAAAGCAAGAUCAGUACCUCAAUCUGCACGGACCGGGUAGUGUUUUUAAAAGUAUGUCGAUAUCUCUGAAAGAUCGCCUGAAGAACGUGGACCUCCAAUCAAGAACAGAACGAUAUAACAAUAUCAGGAAUUCUGCUCCCCUUGUGAGUAGUAUAGCGAUUAGAAAGAGGUGGGGGCAUAGAGCCACCAGCACUUUCAUCUUCAAAAGAACUCUAGUGGCUUUUUUGGUGAGGGGGUAUCCUACCUAUCCUACACUUUAUAGCCUAGAGCUUUAUAUGCUGUGUAAAUAAGUGUUAGGCAAUUUGAUGCGCUAGAAUGAAAUAGCAACAACCUAAGUACAGAAAGAGUUUUCCAUUUUCCUGAGCUUCACUUGAUGGUGCAACAAAGUUAUUGCCAACUUUCAGAAUUCUAGCAACUUCCGACGUCAGCCAGCAUCACCAGCCCCUUUCCCCUGUCCUACAGACCGUCAUACAUAACAAUAGGCAGAAUGUCAUCUUUUAUGUGUAUGUUAAUCUGUGUAAGUACCACUCACACCGGCUCCCCCUCUGCCACAGCUGGGAACUCUGCAUUGGCUUUGCGGUUCUCUCUGCUUCAAAUGAACCAUUACGAUCUGGCUGGAUGAUAGAGAAUGAAAUGUUUCACAAACAUGUGACAAAACACAACAAUGAUGACUUUGAAAUGGCUCUUGCUAGUUGAAUCUGUGAUUAAACUCCUUUUCCAGCCAUGUUUUUGAAGCUACUUCGUCAAAGGAUAUUGGUUCAACUUUAUAAAAUUUCCUCUCAGCACCAGCUAAUUAGUCUUGUUGAAGAAUUGUUUCUCCCUCAUGUGAUUGUCUGCGUCCCGUAGCUAUGUCUUCUCUUCUGUAACCUAGUAUGUGUAAAUAGCUCUUGUAAGUCUUCAUUUUUGUUGCAGCAGUACACCCCCCUCAUACACACACAAAAUCGACUAGUUUUGCCCGUCUCUGGAGAGCCAAGGUCUGUGUCUUGUAACUGUUCUGAUUCAAAGCUUACAGGCUUUAGGGAACGACCACGUGUGGUUCGGAAUGAAUUCGUCUUCGACGGACUUUGCUUGUCCCCCUGCUCCACCUGCUAGUUCCUCCAUUUUGUCCUUUCCCACCUUCCUUUUCUUGUAUAUUUGAUUUCCUCUAGUUGCUUCAGGGGAAGCUACUUCCAAAGCUGGUUUAAAAAUAAAUAACUUCUCUUAC